Molecule: messenger RNA, 906 nt
Organism: Suillus subalutaceus
Lineage: Eukaryota; Fungi; Basidiomycota; Agaricomycetes; Boletales; Suillaceae
Exons: 7
Coding region: 1-906 (301 amino acids)
Source: RefSeq, a predicted model, not a curated record
AUGAGGCCCGCACGUCCACUUCCCCUGAAUUGCCAACAUCAAUCCACCCGCCAACCUCACCAGGAUCAUCAGCAUCACUCUAGUAUUCGGGAACGCCAGACGUCCCGUCGCAAGCGACUUCCUACACUCUCUAUCUCUAGAAUAUUUACGGGAAAAGCGAUGCCAUCGAAAUUCAACAUCUUUCGGGCUUGUAUUUACGGCGUAGUCUUAAUAUGGACAGUUAUCUGCCUGGCUAUUGCAGCUCACUUCCAGAGUCUACUGGUCAUCACAGAUCUCACUCGUUUCGUUCCUUUCACCAUUUUCGUAUGUAGUGCCAGCAUGCUCAUUCUCAUCGUUUUACUGGGAUGUAGCAUGAUUCGAACUAACAAUCCGAUCUCCACGAGAAUCGAGCUCGGAUGCCUCGGACUGCUUGGGACUUUUUGGCUUGCUUUGGGUGCCUUCCUAGCAAGUUCUGACUCGGAGAAUGCCAAUGUAGAAUGUUAUUCGUCCGAUACACUGACUGAUCCCGUCGAUGUUCCUGGGUUCUCCACAGAGACAUACCAGGCUCAAUAUCGAGUUCUAGAGGCAUUCUCACUUUUCAAUGUUAUUCUCAUAUUGGCGUUCUUGUUCUUCUUGCUGGCGCUCGCAGUAAAACAUUGUCUCCGCGUCAACCGCAAUGUGUGGUAUAUUGCUGUCACCGAAUACUCGUGGUUCGGAAAGAAUAUGUCCAAGUUACCAACACCCGUUAGUAGUCGGUCACGAUCAAGAGGCGGGACCUACGAUGAGAAGAAAGCCUCAGCACCCUGGGGGUAUGAGACAAGACGCGGGGACUCACGUUACCCCGGAUGGUCGGCUCAAGGGCAUAAUGCACCAGCACCCGCGCACACAACGGACAAGUAUAAGAGGAAUGCGUCACCCAGGCGGUGA